CCUUCGCUCCUCGUCGUUGCAAGAGCUUGGUUCUGGAUCACUUGGACAUCCUGUGCUCGUUCUCGAUCACCACCACACAUCUCACAACAGAGUACAAAGGACCAGGAUCAUUCCUCUAAUAUGGCGUGGUCUUCGCUCUCAUUAACUCGCGUGCUCCUACUUGGGCUGCUCACACGUUUCGCCGUCGCGGAUACCGACAACAAAGCGGACUCUCCGCAAGGAGGUUCGGCGGACGGCCUAGCCUAUGAAGAAAUCCAAAAGGUCGACAUCUACACCGACAAUAGCACUGCAUCCGCUCCGCAAUCGCCCCCUGUUGAAGGUUGGUGGGAAUCCAAGAUCUGCUCCGGCGACUUCUGCGUCUACACCAACCGCCGGAUCGCUCAAGGGCGCGGUCUCGUCGCCGUAACCAAAUUCGAAGAGUUCCAAAAGCUCGAGCGCAUCGAAGACCACCUCAACCGCGGCGAGAACAAAUACCUCGAGGACCCCGUCCCCUUCACCACCACCGAAGUCCUCCACAAAGGCCCCGGCCUCACCGCCACCAAAGCCAUCCGCCGCGGCAAAAGCCUCCUCGUCGCCUCACCCGUCCUCAUCGUGCACAAAUCCCUCUUCGACCAAGUCCCCAAAAAAGCCGAGCGCACCCGGCUCCUCGAAGCCGCCAUCUCCUUCCUCCCCGACGACACCCGCACCCUCUUCAACACCCAACGCACCACCACCGGAGGACGCACCAGCGUCGAAGCCAUCCUGCAAGCGCACCCCUUCGAGAUCGACCUCGGGUACGCGACCCACAAGCAGACCGCCGAGGACCACUCGCGGCACUACGCCAACUACCCGGAGGCGGCCGCCUUCCAGCACGACUGCCGGCCCAACGUCGCCACCCACCUCGACCACGCGUUUGCGCUGCGCGCCACCGUCGCCCGCCGCGUCCAGCCCGGCGAGGAGCUCACGCUGACGUAUGUCGAUCCCUUUUUGCCGCGGGAUGAGCGUGCGGACUGGGUGAAGAGGCACCGUGGUGGGGCGGGUGGGGAGGCGGUGGAGGGGGGGUGUCCGUGCCGCGCGUGCAGUCCGCCUGGGGGUGCGAAGGGGGAGGAGGCGGGGGUGAGUGAGAAAAGGUUGAAGGAGAUUUUGGAGAUUCGGGCCGAGUUGAGGAAUCAUGAUAGUAGGAAGGUGGAUUUCAAGAUGAUUGAGCGGUUUUUGAAGCUGUAUGAGGAGGAGCGGCUGCAUGUUAGGCUGGCGGAUGCGUAUGAGUUGGCGGCGAUGAACUUUAACUAUCUGGGGGAUGACAAGCGGGCGAAGAAGUAUGCGGAUCUGGCGGUGCAGGCGGGGAUCGUGGAGGGUGGCGCGCAGUCGAACGAUGUGGUUGCUAUGAGGAUCAUGGCGAAGGAUGUGAAGGGACAUUACUCGUAUCGGUAUACGCUGAAGAGACAGGGACAAUAGGGGUUGGAAGUGGAUGUGUUAAAUCUCGGUGUCCUAUAGAAAGUUGGGAAACAUACGGUAGUUUUCAUUCCGAUGAGUCUGGCUUUAACCCUGUGAUGAGAUGUAAGACGUGCAAGGAGCUGAUGAUUGCCCAGUCCAGUAUCCCAUGCUGAAAUAUCACGCAACUGAUAUAAACCCGCGGACCAGCAUGUCGUCCCCCACGAGCUAGUCCCUAGUGACACGAGCGCUGACCCUUUGUAUAUUUGACAUUUCGAAGACGAUGCUAGUGACAGUGUUGCCCUCUUGUUCUGCGUCGAACCUCUGAAACGGCGGUGGGGGUUCGGC
Molecule: messenger RNA, 1758 nt
Organism: Chaetomium fimeti
Lineage: Eukaryota; Fungi; Ascomycota; Sordariomycetes; Sordariales; Chaetomiaceae
Exons: 1
Coding region: 121-1434 (437 amino acids)
Molecular function (GO): protein binding
Source: RefSeq, a predicted model, not a curated record